GAUCCAGUGAGAAUGAUACAGUUUCCCACGCGACGACGUGACGGGAACAAGGCAAGAUCGGCAUCUUGGCUCCAAGAAGCAACAAACGCUACAACCUCGUCACUGCCACAACAAAAAGCCAAUUGACUGAGUUCUGGUGGAGAUACAGUGAAUGUAGUUGUGGAAGAAGACAAGACGAACAAUCGACAGUAUCCAGCCAUGGCAGAACUACGUGAUCCGUCCUUCAUAAUGGAGGCCGCAGAUGUGGAAUCCAAGACGAGUGGAAAAUCUUUCGAUGAUCUCUACACUAUUGGGGAAUUGCUCGGAAGAGGCGUAUUCUCCGAGGUGAAAUCGGGUCACCACAAAGAGACUCAGCACCAAUACGCCAUUAAAAUCAUUCACAAACCGGAAAUGGAAGAAUUCGACAAGCGAUGUCUCACACAAGAAAUUGCCUCCUUGAGUGCCCUCAAUCAUCCCAAUGUCAUUACGCUGCACGACGUCUUUGAUGGAAAAGACACGGUUCACAUGAUUCUAGAAAUUGUGCAAGGAGGAGAGUUGUUGGGUCGCUUGAUUCAAAAGAAAAAUUACACCGAACGAGAAGCCAGAGAUGUCUGCAAAAGUGUCAUGGAGGCCAUGCAUCACUGCCAUUCACACAAAAUUGCUCAUCGAGACUUGAAGGCCGAGAAUUUGUUAUUGGCGAGCCUAGACGAUGAUACGACCGUCAAAAUUGCCGACUUUGGCUUUGCAAAGUACUGUCCUCACGAUGAAGCACUCAAAACACAGUGUGGAUCUGCGCAACAUGUUGCACCGGAGAUUCUAAAGAACGAAUCCUACGGAACCAAAGUAGACAUGUGGGCUCUGGGCGUCAUUCAUUACACUCUCAUUGGAGGAAGGCCUCCGUUUUGGGCGCAGGAAGGGAAUCAAGCCACUUUUCAGAAAAUUCUCAAACGCGAUUUCAAGUUUACAGAUGAUCUAUGGGGACACGUCUCGGACGACUGCAAAGACAUGAUUCGCAAUCUACUCCUGCUCGAUCCAAAACAACGGUGGUCCGCCGACGACGUUCUCAAGUGCAAAUGGAUUGCCGAGAGCGAUGCAUCAGAGUUGGAUCAACAUUCGCUCGCCGUCAACCAAGAAAAACUAAAGCUGGUGGGCGCCGCAAAGGAAAAGGUCAAGGCGGCCACGUACGCAUUGAUUGGGCUCAACCGAUUGCAGUUUGAUGGACAAAUCCCCGAUGACGACGAGAUUAUUGAAGAAAUCAUUGAAGAAGAGACUGUGGUAUCCGAAUUUGAAGAAGAAGAAGUCAUCGAAGAGAUUGUCGAAGAAGAGGAGGAGGAAGAAGAAGAGUUUGUCGGAAUUGUGACUCGUGAUCUCUACUCGGCCUUCAAAAUUGCGGAUUGCGAGUGCGAACCGAAACGUAGAGAUUACUUUGCGCUCGCACAGACCACGGGAGAUUUUCUGGCGCAGGUACUCAAGAACAAGUACGGGGACGAUUUCGAUGAGGUGGAAAUGACGCUGCGUAAGUCUCUCUACAAUGCUGGCAAACCGACGGAUGAGUAUCAAGUCUACGUGGAAUGGGAUAUUACGGCACAUUUUGCAUGCGAUCCGGAAAAGGUGCCGUCGCGGAGAGAAGUCUGUACCUCCCUGGUCAUGGCCAACUUGGAAAACUACAUUAUUGAAUAUCUCCAUCCCCUGGAGAGUUGCCCCGGUGCGGGUUCCCCCAAAGUGCCUUCCAUGUUCCAGCAGACGACGGGUGUUUUCUUUGGCCAUGUUGCGUUCUAACCAUCUAGACGAGAGAGGACGCCAAAACAAUCAGCUUUUGUGGGAAUUUUGAAUCAAUCAAUCAACCGUAAUCGUUACGGCGCAAUAGUUGUCCUGUAUGGUCUCUGCUUUGUGCUAGCAUCUUUAUGAUAGGUUGUUCCACCACUUCUGUACAAAUCUGGACACUUGUACGGCCACACCAACCGAAGGUCGCCACACCAGUGUUUAGCCUAGCCAGUCCCUAUCAUAGCCUCUGAUCCAGCACAAAGACCCGGAUUCCUCGUCACAAACCCUCCAAACAAUGCCCCGUCCCAGACACAUCAUGGGACACUCCUAGGAUCCUGCAUGCCAAAAAUUGUUGAAGAGUUUGGUGAGACGUGUAAUUUGGAUCAAGGCACGGUACAAAAGGCAGCUAAAACAUCGUAGCAAUCAAGAAGGAUC
This is a messenger RNA of Seminavis robusta, 2178 nucleotides long. NCBI's taxonomy places the organism in Eukaryota, Bacillariophyta, Bacillariophyceae, Naviculales, Naviculaceae. The record is from the annotation of a GenBank genome assembly.